This is a messenger RNA of Parastagonospora nodorum SN15, 1980 nucleotides long. RefSeq lists its product as hypothetical. Gene Ontology annotation, cellular component: plasma membrane. The coding region runs from base 1 to 1980 and encodes 659 amino acids. Gene Ontology annotation, biological process: magnesium ion transmembrane transport; intracellular magnesium ion homeostasis. Gene Ontology annotation, molecular function: magnesium ion transmembrane transporter activity. The record is from RefSeq and is a predicted model, not a curated record. Lineage: Eukaryota; Fungi; Ascomycota; Dothideomycetes; Pleosporales; Phaeosphaeriaceae. The transcript has a single exon.
AUGACUGACACUCCGAGGACCGAGAUGUCGCAGACGAGGUUCAGCACUCCGGUGUCUGAUCUCGAUGACCACCGCCGCCAGCCAGAGUCGCUUCCCCGAGUCGACGCUGGCUCCCCUGUCCAGCCACGUUCGCGCCGCCCAACCUUCGCGAGCGUUCAGUUCGAAGACCGACCGCAGCUGCUCCUUCAAGUCAACGAGGCCCUCCAAGGCGAGACAGUCCGCCGCGAUUUCGAAAAUGCCGUCGCCGACGACGACGCGCAUCUAUCGCCCGAGGCAUACAUCCGUCGAGGCUCGGUAGCUGCGAGUCCCAACACACGUGGUCGUCGCGGCACCUUUGUUCGCCCUCAAGACCCUGCCGUGGAGCGUCUAUCGCGGUCCCGUGCUACUUCGACCACUUCGCGCUCAACAUCGCCGCCCAACUCUGUCGAUGCAUUUGCAGGUCCCCGCCGUCGCGACCGCGCAAACACUGUCAACAGCCAUGUGCCCUCGGAGGUCGACCUUGGUCUUCACCGUACACACUCUCGCGGCACCGCACGCCAUGCACCGACAAUAGAUGGAGAUCAGCGUGAUGAAUACCACACGAUUGAGGUGUCGUCAGCGAACAGUUCUGCCGAGGAAGAUGUUUGCUUCCCGGUCACAGAAGAUCCGGGCAAGACCACACGCUUUGACUACGAAGAACUAGAGGAAUUCAUCGCCGAGCCACAGACCAAGACGCUUAUCGGCCAAGAGUUGCACAACAAGCCAAGUGUCGACACCCUCUCCAAACCCAAGGUUUUCUCGGACCUUCGACCAAAGUCAAGCAACACGACCGCCCCAAAGAAGGACUCGGACGCUGUGACUUUGAAAGAUGCCGACCCCGCGAUUCAGGAGAAGCUCGCCGAGGAAGGUCUGUCCCACAUUUUCAAUGAGAAGCGCGAUGCCAUUGAGCCACGACAGAACCGAUGGACCUUUUUCUCCUCGGAACUCGAUGACACCAUCCAUGCAGCGGAGCUUGGUGGUCUGCUCAUGCCUGGUGAGCGCUUCCGCGACUUGUUCGAGCCGCCUCCCGACGGUGGUGUUUGGUGGCUUGACAUGGUCAACCCUACGGAAGAGGAGGUCUUUGCAAUUGCGAAAGCCUUCGGUGUGCAUCCCCUUACACGCGAGGAUAUUUGUCUUUUGGAGCCACGUGAGAAGGUUGAGCUUUUCCACCAAUACUACUUCGUCUCUUUCCGGUCCUUCUUUCAAGCCGACAAGGACUCGGAGGACUACCUUGAGCCUGUCAACUUCUACGCUGUUGUCUUCAAGGAGGGUAUUCUAACAUUUACUUUCACCGAGAGCCCCCACACGCUCAACGUUCGCAAGCGUAUCAGCCGACUUCGCGACUACAUCAACCUGAACGCUGACUGGAUCUGCUACGCCCUCAUCGAUGACAUUGUUGACAGCUUCGCACCCGUCAUCCGCGGUAUUGAGGACGAAGCCGACGCUAUUGAGGACCAAGUCUUCACCGCACGCAUUGAAGACUCGCGCGCCAUUCUUCGCUCGGUCGGCGACUGUCGCAAACGUGUCAUGCAGCUGCUCCGACUCUUGGGCGGCAAGGCCGAUGUCAUCAAGGGCUUUGCGAAGCGUUGCAACGAGUCCUACAGUGUUGCGCCUCGUGGCGACGUGGGCAUGUACCUUAGCGAUAUCCAGGAUCACGUGGUUACCAUGAUGUCUAACUUGUCCCACUUCGAGAAGAUGCUGAGUCGCGCACAUUCCAACUACCUCGCCCAGAUCUCGGUAGACCAAGUCAUUCAGGGCAACGCUAGCAACGAGACGCUCCAGAAGGUCACGGUCAUUGCCACGAUCCUCGUCCCCCUCAACUUGAUCUGCGGUCUGUUCGGCAUGAACGUUCGUGUUCCUGGGCAGGACGGAAGCAUUGCUUGGUUCUUCGGAAUCUUGGGUACGAUUUUCCUUUUUGUUGCUGUUUGUUUGACUGUUGCGAAGAGGAUGCGUUUUAUUUGA